AAGUGUCUAUCUGGACCUACAUAGUUCUUGUAUAUCAAAGGUAAUCAUGCUGUGAUAAUGUUUUUCCUUGUGGGUCACCAGAUAAGAUGUAGAACUUUCCACCAUAAGUCAGAGAGUGAAGGUAGUUGUUGGGACGACAGUACACAUAACCAGUGGUGCACCCUGGGAGCUGUAAUCAUGAGAUUACCAGUAUCAUCUGAACUGUUUACAAAGACAGCUAUGACAAACAGACUUACCGACAUCUUGAAAUCAAUUUGACACAUUUGCAUUGGACAGAAGGAGGUGAAAUCAACUCAUUUGGAAAAGGCCUCAGUGAUGACAAUUUUAGAAUCAGCUGGAUUUGGUGAAGUUAUAACUUUGACAUAGGCAGAGCGGUAUAAUUUUUUAAACAUUUGGAUUUGGGAGAGUGAUACCUUUCUUUCUGGAUGAGUGAUAUCAAUUCCUAAACAUCUGUAUUUGAGAGAGUGAUACCAUUCUUUCCAGCUGAAUGAUAUCAUUUCAACACAUCCGUCAAGCCCACCAGCUUCAGUACUCAUCAGGGACUAACCUUUAAUACCACAAAUGUCAAUGUUCAGGUGGUAAUCAUUCUGACGUAAGCCUUAGCGAUAAAAACCUCUCCGACUUAUCAAUCUUCACAUGAUCUAGCAGGUGUUGAUAGCAGGUGAACUUCCUGCAUAUAGUUUCUCUCUCAGCUCAGUCGUGUAACCAUCACUCCAGCGGGAGGUCACUUGCAACAUUCACAACUUGAAGUUGUGGACUAACUGUUUCCAGUUCUCUGACAUACAGAAAGUGACAUAUUUGGCCGUUUACUGUUUUUAAAAGAUGCAACAACAAAGCUAUAAAUGUCUUGACUUUGACAACCAGAGGGAGAGCAUGGCGAACCCAGGUCCAGGUCCCGUGUAUGACUACCAGCCAUCAAAAUCUCGGGCACUAUUUUCAGAAAUUCCAAAUAUAUUAUCGAUCGUCCGCAAGUGUAUCCACCUGAGCAGAUUCCAUCAGAAGUGCAUUAUAAUUACCAUGAGGACAGUAAUGUUGACCUUAGACAAGAACCUGAAGUAAAUUUAAGAAGAUCAACACACCCCUGGGACCGACGGUCAGAACCUGGUACGAGACUAUCCAACCUCACCAGCGUCUCACAAAGAGAUAGUUUUAUGGACACCUAUUCUGUAACACCUGAACUGUAUUUUGCUCCCCUAGUGGACGAAAGUUUGGCUGGCAACGCUUCAAUAAUCAAAGGAAACUGGGAGCAUUCCAGUGUGGACAACCUCCCUGCAUCAACCCCUGUCAAUGUCCUUCGAAUUAUUGCAAUAGUGUUCAUAUUAUGGGAUGUUGUAUCUGACUGGUGGAUGGUUGUUGUGUUCGAUGACUAUUCAUGUGGGCCAAAUCCCAUGUUCAACUACAAGUUCUCUAAGUUGGACAUCUGCGGCGUCCAUCGUGAAAAAAUCCGGCAAGUUUUAGCUGUCUUCACAAUUUUUGGCAGCAUCUUCAGUGUAAUCCAGAUAAUCAACAUCGUCCUGAGCAUUCUGAAGGAUCGAGGCGUGUUGAAGCUGCAGCUGUUCCACCCGCUGACUGAAGUCUACGUUGCUGUGUUCUUCGAGGAGAUCCCACAAGCUGUCGCUCUCCUCGUCUUCAACUACAACUGCCACUGCAGCCGAGAAGUAGCCAUCUUCUCCCUCACCAUGAUGGUCAGCGGUCUUGCCAGCACCGUCCUGCGCUACACCACCUGCUUCCCCAGCGUCAGCAGUGAGCAUGGUUGCUGCAACGGCUGGUGGAGAUGUUGCUGUUGCAGGAGUCAGGAGUAUCUGUGUAAGCUGACCGGGCAAGACUGUUUUUGUCGCUGCAGUAUCCCGUGUCCACUGUGCUGCUGCACGCUGCAAUGUGACGACUGCAACUGGACGCCGCACACGUGGAUGGAGUCGCUGUACGAGGCGCUCGCCUGCUUCUGCAGCUGCUGUCAGAGAAAGGAGGCAUCGUACGGCAUCCGAAACAUGGACAAUCUUGGUAUCUUGUGCCUACUGUUUUGUCUUGUUGCUAAAAUUGUACUGAUGACAGUAACAUAAUGUUGUACUGUACACAAUCACAUAGACUUGUACUGUUGACAGUUACAUAGAAUUGUACUGUUGACAGUAACAUAGUUGUACUGUUGACAGUAACAUAGUUGUACUAUUGACAGAAACAUAGAAUUGUACUGUUGACAGUAACAUAGAAUUGUACUGUUGACAGUAACAUAGUUGUACUGUUGACAGAAACAUAGAAUUGUACUGUUGAUAACAACAUAGAAUUGUACUAUUGACAGAAACAUAGAAUUGUACAGUUGACAGUAACAUAGUUGUACUGUUGACAG
This is a messenger RNA of Haliotis rubra (blacklip abalone), 2344 nucleotides long. RefSeq lists its product as uncharacterized. NCBI's taxonomy places the organism in Eukaryota, Metazoa, Mollusca, Gastropoda, Lepetellida, Haliotidae. The coding region runs from base 1152 to 2060 and encodes 302 amino acids. The record is from RefSeq and is a predicted model, not a curated record. The transcript has a single exon.